Molecule: messenger RNA, 618 nt
Organism: Mus pahari (shrew mouse)
Lineage: Eukaryota; Metazoa; Chordata; Mammalia; Rodentia; Muridae
Gene: Morn3
Product: MORN repeat containing 3
Exons: 4
Coding region: 1-618 (205 amino acids)
Source: RefSeq, a predicted model, not a curated record
AUGCCGGUCACCAAGUGUCCAAGGAAAGUAGAGCCGCUGUGGAAAGGGUGGGACCGGAAAGCCCAGAAGAACGGACUGAGACACCAAGUGUUUGCUGUGAACGGUGAUCACUACGUGGGAGAAUGGAAGGGCAACUUGAAACACGGUAAGCGGGAGAGCCUCAAGGGAUUAAUGGCCAGCGUGGGGUCAGAGUGGGGCUAUGGGAUCCAGUUUUUCGGACCCAAGGAGUAUUACGAGGGUGAGUGGUGUAACGACCAGCGAAGCGGGUGGGGACGCAUGUACUACAACAACGGCGACAUCUACGAGGGCCAGUGGCAGAACGACAAGCCUGAAGGGGAGGGCAUGUUGCGGCUGAAGAACAGGAACCGGUAUGAGGGCAGCUGGGAGAGAGGCAUGAAGAACGGGCACGGGCGUUUCUUCCACCUGGACCAUGGUCAGCUGUUUGAAGGCUUCUGGGUGGACAACGUGGCCAGAUGUGGCACCAUGAUCGACUUUGGCCGUGACGAGGCCCCUGAACCAACCCAGUUCCCCAUUCCUAAGGUGGAGAUUCUAGACCCAGAUGGUGUGCUGAAGGAAGCAUUGGAUAAGCUGAUGAAGCCCGAGGAAGGAGAGGACUGA